Messenger RNA from Physeter macrocephalus (sperm whale), 2115 nucleotides. RefSeq names its product glypican-2-like. Gene Ontology annotation, biological process: smoothened signaling pathway; regulation of protein localization to membrane; cell migration. Gene Ontology annotation, cellular component: extracellular region; plasma membrane; cell surface. Bases 79 to 1323 code for a protein of 414 amino acids. The transcript is spliced from 8 exons. NCBI's taxonomy places the organism in Eukaryota, Metazoa, Chordata, Mammalia, Artiodactyla, Physeteridae. The record is from RefSeq and is a predicted model, not a curated record.
CUGGUGGAAGAGAGCGGCUCCUUCUUGGUUCACACACUGGCUGCCCGGCACAGAAGAUUUGAUGAGGUUUUUCGGGAGAUGCUCUCAUCAGCUGAGCACUCCCUGUCCCUGCUCUUCCACCGCUCCUUCGGCCGCCUGUAUGCCCAGCACACCCCCUUGUUCAGUGGCCUGUUCUCUCGGCUACGGGACUACUAUGAGAGGUCCGGUGAGGGGUUAGAUGAUGCCUUGGUGGAUUUCUGGGCGCAGCUCCUGGAGAAAAUGUUCCCCCUGCUGCACCCACAGUACAUCUUCUCCCCUGACUACCUGUUCUGCCUCACGCGCCUGGCGUCUUCUGCUGAUGACUCUCUGAAGCCUUUUGGGGACUCCCCCCGCCGCCUCCGCCUGCAGAUAACCCGGGCCCUGGUGGCUGCCCGGGCCUUUAUCCAGGGCCUGGAGACCGGAAGAGAUGUGGUCAGCGAAACGCUUAAGAUGCCGCUGUCCGAAGGCUGCAAGCGGGCUGUGAUGCGUCUGACAGGCUGCCCCCUUUGUCGGGGGGUCCCCUCGCUGCCACCCUGCCGGGGCUUCUGCCUCAACGUGGCCCACGGCUGUAUCGGCAGCCAGGGACUGGAUCCUGACUGGGGGGCCUAUCUGGAUGGUCUCCUGUUCCUGGCCGAGAAGAUCCAGGGCCCCUUUUCCUUUGAGCUAGCAGCACAGUCCAUCGGGGUGAAGAUCGCGGAGGGUUUGAUGCAUCUGCAGGAAAACAGCGUGGGGCUGUCAGCCCAGGUGUUCCAGGAAUGCGGGAGCCCCCAACCGGCGCCGGCCCGCGCCCGCCGUGCCCCAGCCCCCCGGGAGGAGGUGGGCCGGCUCUGGUCGGCGGCGGCGGCGGAGGAGGAGCGGCCCACGACGGCUGCGGGCGCCAGCCUGCCCCGGCUGGUGUGGGAGCUCCGCGAGCGGCUGGGCCGGGUGAGGGGCUUCUGGGCCGGGCUGCCCCUGACAGUGUGCGGGGACCCCCGCGUGGCUGCGGACCUCUCCCAGGAGGCGGCGCCCUGCUGGACCGGAGCUGGGCGGGGCCGGUACUUGUCGCCCGUGGUCGGGGGUCCCCAGGCCGGGCAGAUCGACAACCCAGAGCUGGAUGCGGAAGCCUCGAGCCCCGACCUCCAGACGCGGAGGCGGCGGUUGCAGCUCCGGGCGGCCACGACCAGGAUGAAGGCGGCCGCCCUGGGACGCGACCUGGAGCUGGAGGACUGGGGUGAGGCCCCGGGCCGCCGCGAGGGCCUCGCUCCGCCCGGCUUUCCGCGAUUGGACCCGGGCCAACCCGUAGCCCCGCCCCCCUGCUUUCUGUAGUCCCUCCCCUGGCGUCUCUCCGUUACCAUCCAUUCAUUGACUCACACGUUUUACACGCACGUAUUGAGCGCUUUACUCAAAGGUAGUGGGUAGAGCACCAAUGACAGGGUCUCUAUCCUUGAGUUCAUGGUUCCCUGGGGGAGACACCAAGACACUCCGACAGAACGGUGGGAAGCUCCUAAGAGUGGGCAAUGGGUUGGAGGAGACUGGGGAGGGCGGGCAAUCCCGGGAGGUGGGGAAGUGGGGUGCGGGCGCCAUGGGGCUGGCUCCCCAAAGUAGAAUUUGCCAGGGAAGCAAGGCACUGACAUCCAUUUUUUUCCUCUCUCCCACUGUCUGUCUCUGUCUCUCUUUGUCUCUCCUCCCCCCCUUCCCGUCUGCUCGCUGCUUCUGUGUAUGUCUGUUUUCUCUGUCUUUUCCUGUUUAUCCUCUCUCCCCAUCUGUCUCUCUUUUUUGUCUGUCUCGUUGUCUCUUCCUGUCUCUCGUUGCCUUCUCUCAUUCUCAUGUGUCUGAUCUCUCUCCUCACCUUCCUGUCAUUCGCCUUCUCCCUCGUCUCACCCUGCCUGCUCCUCCACCCCUCCACCUGUCACUGUUUUUAUCUCGAGUUCUCCUUCUCGCUGCCUGUGGCUCUUUCUCUCUCCCUGUCUCCCGCUACCUCUCGUUCCCACCCCUGUCUGUUUCCGGUCCUCCCCCUCCCUGCAGAGGACGCUAGCGGCUCUGGACAGGGACAGCACUAUGCGGAUGACUGGAUGGCUGGGGCAGCAGCUGUGGCCCCCCCGGCCCGGCCUCCUCGCC